GACAUCCCCUCCCACUCGCUUUGUUUCGUGCUGUAGGACGUGACUGCAUCUGCGUGAACGUUCGCGUUAAAUCAUGGCUAUUGUGUAAAUGGCAAAAACUAUCGUCUCCGUAUAUGACUGAUCCGUGCCAUAUGAUCUCAAGUCAGAUCGAGAGCUGCCUUUAAUUUGAAUUAACCAAGGAUUUACUGUUUUUAUUCGCUGGCUGGGCUGGCCGUAUAUGAAAAUGGACCAGGCGGCGAGCCGCUACCAAGUGUUGCACAAUGAGGAUGAUCCCUCUGAAGGGGCCUCCGGAGCAGAGCCGUCCACAUCCUCCCAGGCCGCUGCCGCCAUCGUGGGCAUCAGCAACCCCGCGGUGGAUACGGAAGCUCCGCCUCCUCCUUAUACCAGCGUAGCGCUCGGAGCAACAGCUGCACCAGAGAGCACAUUUCCGGGGGACUUUCCCGUUCCUCCACCAUACAGCGUUGCGACAUCUCUGCCCACUUACGAUGAGGCGGAGAAGGCCAAAGCGGCAGCCAUGGCUGCCUCAGCGGUGGAGGUCAUUCCACGAGAUGAAGAUUUUCCAGUUCGGGAUGACUUCAGUGACGCUGAUCAGCUGAGGGUGGGAAAUGAUGGAAUCUUUAUGCUGGCCUUCUUCAUGGCCUUUCUGUUCAACUGGAUUGGGUUUUGCUUGUCUUUCUGUUUGACCAACACCAUUGCUGGCCGAUACGGUGCCAUCUGUGGCUUUGGCCUUUCUCUUAUCAAAUGGAUCCUCAUUGUGAGGUUUUCAGAUUACUUUACUGGAUACUUCAAUGGGCAGUACUGGCUCUGGUGGAUUUUCCUUGUUCUUGGUAAGUUGUUUUCCUGUGAUAUUAAGCAUUAGUCAUAAUUUACUCAC
Labeo rohita (rohu) is the source of this 874-nucleotide messenger RNA. RefSeq names its product Nedd4 family interacting protein 2 (gene ndfip2). The record is from RefSeq and is a predicted model, not a curated record. Bases 218 to 859 code for a protein of 213 amino acids. NCBI's taxonomy places the organism in Eukaryota, Metazoa, Chordata, Actinopteri, Cypriniformes, Cyprinidae. Gene Ontology annotation, biological process: ubiquitin-dependent protein catabolic process; vacuolar transport; metal ion transport. The transcript is spliced from 6 exons. Gene Ontology annotation, molecular function: WW domain binding. Gene Ontology annotation, cellular component: endoplasmic reticulum; perinuclear region of cytoplasm; Golgi apparatus.